CCUCCGGGCACCAACGGGACCUUCAACGACAGCAGUGCCGGGCCGGGCUGGGGCACACCGUACCCCCUGCACACCACCGUCACCCUCAUCAGCCUGGCGGGCUUGCUCAUGCUCUUCACCGUCUUUGGCAACGUCCUGGUCAUCAUCGCUGUCUUCACCAGCCGGGCGCUCAAGGCCCCCCAAAACCUCUUCCUGGUCUCCUUAGCCUCGGCCGACAUCCUGGUGGCCACACUGGUCAUCCCCUUCUCCUUGGCAAACGAGGUGAUGGGGUACUGGUACUUCGGCAAAGUCUGGUGUGAGAUCUACCUGGCCUUGGAUGUGCUGUUCUGCACCUCCUCUAUCGUGCACUUGUGUGCCAUCAGCCUGGACCGUUACUGGUCCAUCACACAAGCCAUCGAGUACAACCUCAAGCGUACCCCGCGCCGCAUCAAGUGCAUCAUCUUCAUCGUCUGGGUCAUCUCGGCCGUCAUCUCCUUCCCGCCACUCAUCUCGAUCGAGAAGAAGAGCGGGCAGCAGGCUGACCAAGGGGUGGCAGGAUGCAAGAUCAACGAUGAGAAGUGGUACAUCAUCUCUUCUAGCAUCGGCUCCUUCUUUGCCCCCUGCCUCAUCAUGAUCCUGGUCUACAUGCGCAUCUACCAGAUAGCCAAGAGGCGAACCAGGGUACCGCCAAACAAGCGGGCAGAGCGCCCUGAGAAGAGGCAGAACGGCUUUGGCAAAAAGCUCAAUGGAGAGAAGGCAGCAGGAGGAGCCGUCGGGCAGGAGGGAGAGGUCAAUGGCAUAGACAUGGAGGAGACCUCUUCCUCCGAGCAUCAGGAGAACAACCAGUGUAAGAAGUCAGAGAGACUGUCAAGGGGAAAGACCAAGACUAAGCUGAGCCAGAUUAAGCCUGGGGACAGUUUGCCCAGGAAGACAGAGGAGGAGAGGAUCACCAAAGGGUCCCGGUGGAGGGGCAGGCAGAACCGGGAGAAGCGCUUCACCUUUGUGCUGGCGGUGGUGAUUGGGGUCUUUGUCAUCUGCUGGUUCCCCUUCUUCUUCACCUACACGCUGACGGCUGUCUGCAAGAGCUGCUCUGUGCCCGACACCCUCUUCAAAUUCUUCUUCUGGUUUGGUUACUGCAAUAGCUCCUUGAACCCCGUCAUCUAUACCAUUUUCAACCACGACUUCAGACGGGCCUUCAAAAGGAUCCUCUGCAGGAUAGAGAGGAAAAGGAUUGUUUGA
Messenger RNA from Fulmarus glacialis (Northern fulmar), 1218 nucleotides. RefSeq names its product alpha-2A adrenergic receptor-like. Gene Ontology annotation, biological process: adenylate cyclase-activating adrenergic receptor signaling pathway. Gene Ontology annotation, cellular component: membrane. Gene Ontology annotation, molecular function: adrenergic receptor activity. The record is from RefSeq and is a predicted model, not a curated record. NCBI's taxonomy places the organism in Eukaryota, Metazoa, Chordata, Aves, Procellariiformes, Procellariidae.